AUGGUUCCUUCUUCGGAGUUAAAGAAGGAGAAUCUAAUUAUUUCGGAUGGGAGCUACUAUGCGAAACCAAUUUUUGUUUCAGAACAUGAGCUAAGGUCGAAAAGAUAUGAUAGCAGUCACAGGGGUCCAGUAACAGCGGUUAAAUUCAGUCCGGACGGUAGAUAUGUAGCUUCAAGUUCAGCAGACCGAACAAUUAAGAUUUGGAAUGUUUUAGAUGGCUCUCUUAUGAAUACUUUAGAGGGACAUAUUCAAGGAGUCUCUGAUAUCUCAUGGGAGCCGGGUUCAGAAAUAGUGGCAUCGGCGUCAGAUGAUAAGACUGUAAGGAUAUGGGACAUAUUUUCUGGCAAGGCGCUGCGCAUCCUGAGAGGUCAUACACACCACGUUAUUUCUUUAUCAUUUAAUUACAAGGGUAAUUUAUUAGCUACAGGUUCUGCAGAUGAAAAUGUUCGAUUGUGGGAUGUCAAAAAUGGCAAAUGCUUAAAAGUCUUAGCUGCACAUACCCAGCCUGUGUCAGCCGUUGAUUUUUCCAGGGAUGGAACUAUUUUGACUUCCUCAAGCCACGAUGGACUCAUACGUCUCUGGGAUACUGCGUCUGGCCAUUGUCUUUUUACUCUUGUUGGAGCUACAAACACUCCUGUAAUGUACGUACGUUUUUGCCCUAAUGGUAAAUACUUACUGGCGUCGACUCUUGAUGGCUGUAUUCGUCUAUGGGAUUAUAUGAGGAAUGUUUGCGUUAAAACAUAUAAUGCUGAUGGCAAGGAAUGGAAAUAUUCCAGUCCCAGUGUAUUCAUCUCUAGCCCAGGAGGUUCUAUGAUUGCCCAAGCAUAUUGUGAAGGAAAAUUGGGUGUAUGGAAUGUUCAAGACAAGCAGCUGGUUGGUGAGUUGGAACAUUCUGGUUCGGUUUUAGGCACAGAUAUUGACAAGGAAGGUAAGCUUUUAGUUACAUCCAGUAGCUCUGGAACAAUUAAAAUCUGGUCUAUUCGCUAUUCGAGUUUUGGGCAACUCCAGUAG
Messenger RNA from Sugiyamaella lignohabitans, 1011 nucleotides. It is a transcript of the gene SWD3, whose product is annotated as Swd3p. The transcript has a single exon. Gene Ontology annotation, molecular function: protein binding. The record is from RefSeq and is a predicted model, not a curated record. NCBI's taxonomy places the organism in Eukaryota, Fungi, Ascomycota, Dipodascomycetes, Dipodascales, Trichomonascaceae. The coding region runs from base 1 to 1011 and encodes 336 amino acids.